Molecule: messenger RNA, 1080 nt
Organism: Aspergillus nomiae NRRL 13137
Lineage: Eukaryota; Fungi; Ascomycota; Eurotiomycetes; Eurotiales; Aspergillaceae
Product: TauD/TfdA dioxygenase family protein
Exons: 4
Coding region: 1-1080 (359 amino acids)
Cellular component (GO): cytoplasm
Molecular function (GO): 2-oxoglutarate-dependent dioxygenase activity
Source: RefSeq, a predicted model, not a curated record
AUGGCUCCCUCUAUCUCCAGCGAGACCGCAGUCCCUUCGGGAAAAGGCCCUAGACUAGUACCUAUGAAACUCAGCGGUGCUCUGGAUGCUUUUGAGUCAUUUGAUGUCACUCCAGUCAUUGGACGCGAAUAUCCCAACGCAAGCCUGAAGGACUUCCUGUGUGCUCCGAACUCCGAUGCAUUGCUCCGAGAUCUUGCUAUUACCAUUUCUCAGCGAGGAGUGGUCUUCUUCCGCAAGCAGGAUGGCCUCACAGACAAGAUGCAGAAGGAACUAGCUCAGCGGCUUGGUGAGCUCUCGGGAAAACCGAAGACCUCCGGACUCCAUAUCCACCCGGUUGCCAACUCCCGCCGGGAGAUAAGUGUCAAGGACGAUGAAAUCAGCGUGAUCAACUCCACAGAGGGCAAGAAGCUGUACAAAUCGCGUGUGAUCCGCCACCAGACCGCCAGAAAGGAGUGGCACAGCGACAUCACUUUCGAGCCCGUUCCGAGCGACUAUACUAUCUUGCGGUUGACCGUUCUCCCUAGGACUGGCGGAGAUACUCUGUGGGCUUCCGGAUACGAAUUAUAUGACCGCCUCUCACCACCGUACCAGAAAUUCCUGGAAGGGUUGGAUGUCACGUUUUCGCAGCCUCAAUUCAACCAAUUUGCGAAGGAUAGCGGCUUUGAGAUUUUCAAAGGCCCGCGUGGUGCUCCUGAGAAUGUCGGCGAAGAACUGCGUGCGGUCCACCCGCUGAUCCGCACCAACCCUGUGACAGGAUGGAAGAGUGUCUUCGCUGUCGGCACCCAUGUGGAGAAGAUUAACGGACUGAGUGACGAGGAGAGCAAGCAUCUCACCGACUGGUUCGUGAACUUGAUCAUGGAGAACCAUGAUCUGCAAGUGCGCCACCGUUGGGAAAACCCCAAUGACCUCGCAAUCUGGGAUAACCGAUCCACAUAUCACGCAGCAACCUGGGACUAUGAAGAUAUUGGUCCACGAGCUGGUCACCGCGCUGUCAGCCUGGGCGAAGUGCCGUUUUAUGACCCAGCGAGCACUGGAAGACGGGAAGCGUUGGAGAAAGAAGCACUGGAGAAAGGAGAAUAA